Messenger RNA from Schizosaccharomyces cryophilus OY26, 1587 nucleotides. Its product is annotated as CAMK/RAD53 protein kinase Cds1. Gene Ontology annotation, biological process: protein phosphorylation; meiotic recombination checkpoint signaling. Gene Ontology annotation, cellular component: nucleus; cytoplasm. Lineage: Eukaryota; Fungi; Ascomycota; Schizosaccharomycetes; Schizosaccharomycetales; Schizosaccharomycetaceae. The transcript is spliced from 8 exons. The coding region runs from base 132 to 1520 and encodes 462 amino acids. The record is from RefSeq and is a predicted model, not a curated record. Gene Ontology annotation, molecular function: protein binding; protein serine/threonine kinase activity; ATP binding.
UUUGACAUCCACGUUGAAAAAAUCAUAUCAUCAUCAGGAGAUUCUGAACAUUCUCGCAUUGUAAAUUUUUGUUUUUUUUUGCAAUUUAAAGUGAGGAUUUUUGAGUUAGUAAAAGUUUCCUUCUGUACACAAUGGAAGAUGUAGAUGAUGCUACGCAGGCUACACAAGUGACUCCCGUGAAUGAGUCCGACAAACCCUCUGAAUUGGCAACACAAACUGAAAAUGUCUAUUUAAAGUUGGUAAUGACUCGAAUGGGCGACGGGAAAACACAAGUUAUACCUCUUACGCGAGAUAUUCACAAUGGCUUCUGGAGAUUUGGUCGACACCGUUCCUGUGAAGUUGUUAUAGGAGGUCCUAGGAUUAGCAAUUUUCACUUUGAAAUUUACGAGGGUCAUGCUAGUGAAACUGAAAACCGAAAUAACGUUAUAUUUCUACACGAUCAUUCUUCUAACGGCACAUUUUUGAAUUUGGAAAGGUUACCGAAAAAUGGUCGCAGUAUUUUGUCGCAUGGGGAUGAGAUUCGGGUUGGAUUAGGAGUACCAAAAGAUGAAAUUCGAUUUUUAUGUCAAAUUCCUUACAACCGUUCAGAGAGUAUGAGGAAAGAACUGGUUACUUCGAACGUAAAUAGAUACGAAGUUCUUCGUACCCUGGGCACAGGCACCUUUGCUGUGGUUAAGCUGGCAGUUGAUUUAGAGAGCGGCGAAUGCUAUGCGAUCAAAGUUAUCAACAAGAAAAAAAUCCUACUCACCAGUUCCGAAAAACGUGCUACCGAAAUGUUUCAACGAGAAAUUGAAAUUUUGAAAACAUUACACCAUCCUGGUGUUGUGCAAUGUCGGGAAGUUUUUGAAACGGACGAAGAGCUAUUUAUUGUCAUGGAAUAUGUGGAAGGAGGGGAUCUUAUGGACUUUCUAAUUGCAAACGGUUCAAUAGAUGAACAAGACUGUAAACCUUUAUUGAAAGAAAUCUUAGAAACGCUUAUUUAUUUACAUGAAUGUGGUAUUGCGCACAGAGAUAUCAAACCAGAGAAUAUUCUGAUUACCAAAGACUUUCAUUUGAAACUUUCUGAUUUUGGUUUAGCUAAAGUUAUUCAUGGCAGAGGCACAUUCUUUGAAACGUUUUGCGGAACUAUGGGUUACUUGGCCCCGGAAAUAUUGCAAUCUAAGACUGCUCCUCCUGAGGGUGGGUAUGACAACAAAGUAGACAUUUGGAGUCUUGGAUGUGUUUUAUAUGUUACAUUAACCGCAACUAUACCUUUUGCAGCACCAAAUCAAGAAGAAUCCAUCAAACUUAUUAAUAAGGCAGAUUUCCCUAUGUCUCCACUACUGGAAAAUGAAAUAUCACCAGAAGGAAUCGACCUGAUCACGCAAAUGUUUCAACUAGACCCCGAGAAGCGGAUUUCUGAAAAGGAAGCAUUAGACCAUCCAUGGUUUAAAAAAGAAUUAUCUAUAAAUCCUUUGGAUUCUCCAUCGCUUUCAGAAUGUGGUCAUGAGUCUACUGAACAAAUUCAAUCACCUUCAUAGAUGCAUAUAUCUUUAUCUUUUGUAAUUAUAUUUUCAAUUAGAUUUCUUAAUUCACAUUGAAGAACAG